Molecule: messenger RNA, 2314 nt
Organism: Dunckerocampus dactyliophorus (ringed pipefish)
Lineage: Eukaryota; Metazoa; Chordata; Actinopteri; Syngnathiformes; Syngnathidae
Gene: rhogb
Product: ras homolog family member Gb
Exons: 8
Coding region: 1565-2140 (191 amino acids)
Biological process (GO): actin filament organization; regulation of actin cytoskeleton organization; regulation of cell shape
Cellular component (GO): cell projection; cytoskeleton; cytoplasmic vesicle
Molecular function (GO): protein kinase binding; GTPase activity; GTP binding
Source: RefSeq, a predicted model, not a curated record
CAGAGCAAGGUUGGCCUAAAGAGAAGGGAGUGUAAUGUCACAUGUCACAUGAUGGCCGACUGAUGACAGAGCAACAUGGACUUACCUGAAGCUUCUCAAUCAGAGCUGAGUUCCUCUUGACUUUUACUGGAGAGGUGACACCUGCAGACAUCUGGCACGUACAGAUUUUACAUAUUAAAUGUAUCAUUUCAGAUUUUUCAAUUUUUAUCAACAAAAAUCUGGCCGCACAGUGGCCCAGCGGUUAGCAUGUUGCCCGCACAGUAUUUUGUAUUUGUAUCAGAAAUUUGUAUUUCUGAUGAACAGCUCUGUGUGGAGUUUGCAUGUUCUGUCCGUGCGUGCGUCGGUUUUCUCUGGGCACUCACAUUCCAAAAUCAUGUUAGACUAAUUGGAGUGAAUGUGCAUGUGAAUGGUUUGUCUAUAUGUGCCCUGCCAGGAUUGACAGGCGAUUGAUCCAAGGUGUACCCCACCUCUCGCCUGAAGCCAGCUGGAAUAGGCUCCAGCCGACCCGUGACCCCAGUGAUGACAAGCAUAUAGUUCCACUUUUUUUUGAUAAUUAUAUUUGGCUUUUUUAUGUGUAAUACAGCAUUUAAUGAUCGAAUCAUUUUUUAUUUGAAAUACAACAUGUCUUAUACGUUAAUAUUGAUAGAAAAGAGACUUGGAACGGGGUGGAAAAUGGAAAAACAAGAAAAAAAAUCCCCAAAUUUUGGGCUACGUGCUUAAUCUAUUAAUAAUUCUUAGUUUGUAAAUGAAAAGAUGUAAUACAUGAAUAUAAUAAAGUAAACUAAAUUAUACGUAUUUUCAGAUUUGUUUAAAGUAUGAUUAUUAUGAAUAAUACAAAUGAUUUGCAAUAUUUAAAAUGUUGAUAAAUGUAUUCUAAAUAUAAUCUACUUUUGUGAUGUAGAAAGUAAACUAUUAGAAGUAAAACCAAUAGUUACUCAUGUUUGCUGUUAUUUGUGUAGUUAACAUGAUUAUCGAAGGGUGGUUAAUUCAAUUUUGGUGCAGAGUAGAUCAUUUGUUGACAACAUUGCUGACCUCCCUUUCGUCUCCAUGGAUUUUGGGCAGUUGCAAGGAGCGAGGAGGUCGACGUCUCACAGGCCUUUCCUGAAAAAGAGAAAUCAUUUAUCCUAACUCAGUUAGCAGCAUCUUGUGUAGGAGAUGAUGAACCUUUGAACCUUCCGGCAAGUUCAGCCACUGAGGGUCGUGACAGAGCCUCCUCCUAAGGAAGGAAGGAAGGAAGGGAGGGAAGCUGUAAUGAUUCAAGGGUCCAGCAAACUCUGCUCAGCCCUCUGAAGACCCUCCAAAUCCUUCAUCAGCUUGCCCAGGUCGUCUCUGGACUUCCUCGUCUGGACGUACGCGAACCAGCAUCCGCCUAGCGCCGCCAGGAUGGACACACCCAGAACCAGCAUCUGUCGCGUUGGACAAGUACAGAGUUCCAGUUUGUGUGUAGAAGCCAAUCUACAUCAUCCCCCGUCCAUCCAGAGCCAGACGAUGGGACGUAAUGAGUCUCUGAACAAUUAAUCGAAUCCAAUCAGGCGGAAGGGUUCUGAAGGGGUCAGAGGUCAUCAUGCAAACCAUAAAGUGUGUGGUCGUCGGCGACGGCGCUGUGGGAAAGACUUGCCUCCUCAUCUCCUACACCACUGGAGCCUUUCCCAAAGAGUACAUCCCCACGGUGUUUGACAACUACAGCAGCCAGAUAACAGUGGACAGCAGAAUCAUCAGUCUAAACCUGUGGGACACGGCAGGCCAAGAGGAGUACGACCGCCUGAGGACGCUGUCUUACCCUCAGACCAACGUCUUCAUCAUCUGCUUCUCCAUCUCAAGCCCCGCCUCCUACGAGAAUGUCAAACACAAAUGGCACCCUGAGGUGUCACAUCACUGUCCCGGCGUCCCCAUCCUCUUGGUGGGCACCAAGAGCGACCUCCGAAACGACGCGGAGAUCCAGAGGAAGCUGAAGGAGCAGAACCAGGCGCCCAUCACUCACCACCAGGGCGCCACCCUCGCUCGGCAGAUCCACGCCCUCCGCUACCUGGAGUGCUCCGCCCUGAACCAGGACGGCAUUAAGGACGUGUUCACUGAAGCCGUGAGGGCGUUCCUCAACCCCGAGCCUGUCGUCAGCAAGAAACCUUGCGUGCUGCUCUAGGAACAAAAUGCCAGCUGGACCGAACAGGGCUGAUUUAUGCUUCAGAGACUUCAUUUUUUAGUUUAAAAAAUGUGAUCACAUUGAGUAACUGUUUUGUGUUUAAAAAAAAAAGGGAAGGCUCUUCCAGACCUCCUUUGAUGGGAUUAAAACUGAAAGAUGAGAAUGCUGAAGACU